Triticum aestivum (bread wheat) is the source of this 2289-nucleotide messenger RNA. RefSeq lists its product as uncharacterized. Gene Ontology annotation, molecular function: nucleic acid binding. The transcript is spliced from 2 exons. NCBI's taxonomy places the organism in Eukaryota, Viridiplantae, Streptophyta, Magnoliopsida, Poales, Poaceae. Bases 1 to 2250 code for a protein of 749 amino acids. The record is from RefSeq and is a predicted model, not a curated record.
AUGGCGUUUUUUGAUCUAAACCUACCUCCAGUAGACUUAGAGGACGGCGGCGGCGAAGGGGAGGCGUUUGGACGUGGGCACGAUGGGACUGCCGGCGGCGGAGUGGGCGCCGGAGGACCACAAGUUGGAGCUCGCGUCGUCGGCCUUCCUCCGCUAGGUCUAGCAGGACGCCGGCGAGGAGCUUUUGACCCGAGCCGCGGAUCGCUCCCAUCAAGCUCAAGCGGAGGACGCACUCAUGGGCGGCUCGGUCUUGCCGGUCGUACACAAGCUGUUGGAUGGCUCGGCGGGAGUGGCUUCACCGGGCAUGAAGUUUUCGGCGCGCAUGACGGAGGUGCUCUCGGCGCGCACGACGGCGGUGCGUUCAGGGCGCACGACGGGGGUGCUCUCGGCGCGCACGACGGCGGUGCGUUCAGGGCGCACGACGGUGAUGCUCUCGGCGCGCACGACGGCGGUGCGUUCAGGGCGCAGGACGGUGGUGCUCUCGGCGCGCACGACGGCGGUGCGUUCAGGGCGCACGACGGCGGUGCGUUCAGGGCGCACGACGGUGAUGCUCUCGGCGUGCACGACGGCGGUGUGUUCAGGACGCACGACGGCGGUGCGUUCAGGGCGCACGACGGUGAUGCUCUCGGCGUGCACGACGGCGGUGUGUUCAGGGCGCACGACGGCGGUGCGUUCAGGGCGCACGACAGUGAUGCUCUCGGCGCGCACGACGGCGGUGCGUUCAGGGCGCACGAUGGCGGGCGCGCCGGAGCAAACAGCGGAAGUGCGUUUGGCCACGACGUCGGUGGUCAUCAAGACAUGGACGCGAAUGACGGCCACGGCCAUGUCUUUGGCGAGGACGAUGCUGCAGCCAGCGGUGAUGAAGAGAAUGGCACAGGAGACACUCAAGACAUGGGUGAUCAGGGAAACGACGCAGCCGACGGCCACGACACCGGCAUUGAUCUAAAUGUCAUGGCCAAUAAGAAGAGGCGGGCAUUUUACACCGACGACGAUAAGCGUUCGUUCUACACAGCCAUUUUGGAGAUGAAUGGUCGUGGUCCGUUGAAACAUGGGGUGACUAGAGAAUUGUCAGCUCGAAUGAAAGUGCCGGCAAGGGUUCUUCGGCGGGUAUGGAAUAAUGGUAGGCGAGGUGGUGGUGUGAAUGCGGUUAUCAACAGGAAGCCGGGUAGAGUUGGUAGAAAGCGCAUUACGCUAGACUCUGUUGCUCUAGCGGCCAUCCCUCCGAGACACCGCACGACGAUUCGAGAUGUUGCCGGUGCAAUGAACAUGUCGAAGACCACCGUUCACAAGCUGUUGAAGGAGCAUGAGUUACGCAAACACACCAAUGAGCUUAAGCCUUUGCUAACGGAGGAAAACAAGAAAGCUCGUAUCAUGUAUUGCAUUUCAAACCUAGAACCUGCUAGUAUGCCGGAGAACCCUAUCUUCAAGGAUUCAUACAACGUCAUCCACAUUGAUGAAAAAUGGUUUUAUCGCACAAGGAGAAGCCAAGGAAUUUAUUUGGGCAUUAACGAGCCGAACCCCGUGAGGCACGCCAAAAACAAGGGACACAUCGAGAAGAUCAUGUUUCUUGCCGCUGUUGCUAGGCCAAGAUUCGAUAUGCAAGGCAAUUGUACUUUUGAUGGAAAAAUUGGAAUUUGGCCCUAUGUUGAAUGGAAGCCGGCGCAAAGGAGAAGCCCGAACAGGCCUAGGGGAACUAUGGAGCUCAAGCCAUGCACCACGGUCGGCAUGGAUAAGAGUCGGGAAUAUUUGAUCAAUAAGGUGUUGCCGGCAAUCAAGGAGAAGUGGCCGCAAGAGGAUCGAUGGAAGCCAAUCUUCAUCCAACAGGACAACGCAAAGACACAUGUUCGACCUGAUGAUCCGGCAGUUCUUGCAGCAGCUCAUGAAGGUGGUUGGGACAUUAGGGUCGUGAUGCAGCCGCCUAAUUCUCCGGAUACUAAUGGGUUAGACCUUGGCAUCUUCAACUCUCUUCAGUCCGUAUUUGAAAAGAAGAUGCCACAAAAUCUUCAUGAGAUUCUCACGAAAGUGGAUGAGACAUGGGAUGAGCAUGAUGCAAACAAGUCCAACCGUGUGUUCCUUACCCAUCAGGCUGUCAUGCGGGAAAUACUAAGGCACAAGGGCUCCAUAGACUAUGAUCUUCCUCACCUAAAAAAGAGGUCUUUUGAGAGGAGGGGGAUCCGCACGCGUAGGCUACCAUGCGAGCCCGAGGUUGUAGCUAUGGCGCUUGAGUAUGUCAAUUCCGAGCAGAUUUGAAUGUAUUGCAAUGUGUAAUGCAAUCGUCUCUUUUGGUUU